UCGCCACAUCUUCCCUAAUUUUAAAUUACUAUUUCCCAUCAUAAAUGCCUGCAUGCAAAAUUCCGGUUGUUUUUCCUUAACAGUAUCACGUUCAACCAGUAACAGGGGAAAACUUCAUGGUGGGGAUGCAAUGGUAAAGAUAAGGGGGAAACUGUAGCAUUCGGAGAGAUUAGAGAAGAACACAGGUGACACGAAACAGGAGAAGGAAGACGAGGCAGGAAUUGGGGAGGAAAGGUUGAGUGGAAGAGAGGAGAAUUAGGUUUCAGAAGCGAUAUGGGAUUCUCCAAGGACAAUCUUAAUGGCUUCAUCUUGGCUCUUCUGUCAAGCGGAUUUAUCGGCGCCAGCUUCAUCAUCAAGAAGAAGGGCUUGAAGAGGGCCGCUGCGGCUUCCGGAGUCCGAGCAGGGUUUGGCGGGUAUGCCUAUCUUCUAGAGCCGUUGUGGUGGGCUGGCAUGACCUCCAUGAUUGUGGGAGAGGUCGCCAACUUUGUUGCAUAUGCUUUUGCUCCUGCAAUUCUGGUUACUCCUCUUGGUGCACUGAGCAUCAUUGUUAGUGCUGUUUUGGCGCAUUUUAUUUUGAAAGAGAGGUUGCAUAGCCUUGGGAUUCUAGGAUGUGUGAUGUGCAUUGCUGGAUCCAUGGUGAUUGUGAUUCAUGCUCCACAGGAAAGGCCAAUAACUUCUGUUCAAGAAAUAUGGCAAAAAGCAACCCAAACAUCUUUUGUUCUGUAUGCUGUGUUAGUUAUUAUGCUUGUUUUUGUGCUGGUUUUCCACUUAUCUCCUCGCUAUGGCCAUUCCAAUGUGUUGAUAUUCACAGGCAUUUGUUCUUUAAUGGGCUCUCUUUCAGUAAUGAGUGUUAAAGCUCUGGGAACUUCUCUCAAGUUGACUUUUGAGGGUAACAAUCAGUUGGUUUAUCCAGAGACAUGGGUGUUUAUGCUUGUAGUUAUGACAUGCGUGAUUACACAGAUGAAUUAUUUGAACAAGGCUCUGGACACCUUUAAUACUGCCAUCGUAUCUCCUAUAUAUUAUGUAAUGUUCACAACUCUUACGAUCCUCGCAAGCGUGAUAAUGUUUAAGGAUUGGGAGGGGCAAAGUGGAGGAAGCAUAAUCUCUGAAAUCUGCGGCUUGAUUGUUGUUCUGUCUGGCACAGUUCUAUUACAUGCUACCAAGGACUAUGACAGAACCAGCAGAGGCUUAUAUGCUCCUAUGUCUCCAACUCUGAUAACGAGACUCAACAACGGAAAUGGUGACAUUUCAAAGCCCGGUGAAGAUGACAUGGAAUGCUCCGAGGAUAUUUGUCUACGAAGGCAUGAACUCUCCGAACAUGUUUAAUUGCUCCAGUUCUCCGCAAGGUUUGGUUUUGGAGUGCUGAAAGCAUUGUGUGGACUGUCUAAAUUUAAAUCUGAAGUAACCACAGUUAAUCAGACGCAUUCAGAAAACCACAGAUGAACCGAAUACUAUUCUUUCAGUUAAAUUGAAGGAGAAUUGAUCAGCAGGUCUUCCGGGAAGCAUUUUGGGGUGUGUAAAAUGAUGAUUUGCCAUAGUGGUUUGUA
Messenger RNA from Phalaenopsis equestris, 1547 nucleotides. RefSeq names its product probable magnesium transporter NIPA4. Gene Ontology annotation, molecular function: magnesium ion transmembrane transporter activity. The transcript is spliced from 9 exons. Lineage: Eukaryota; Viridiplantae; Streptophyta; Magnoliopsida; Asparagales; Orchidaceae. Gene Ontology annotation, cellular component: membrane. The coding region runs from base 274 to 1326 and encodes 350 amino acids. Gene Ontology annotation, biological process: magnesium ion transport. The record is from RefSeq and is a predicted model, not a curated record.